Oikopleura dioica is the source of this 540-nucleotide messenger RNA. NCBI's taxonomy places the organism in Eukaryota, Metazoa, Chordata, Appendicularia, Copelata, Oikopleuridae. The record is from the annotation of a GenBank genome assembly.
AUGGGCCACAAGAGCAGCAAACUCAGUGAAAAGAAGAUGAAGCUCAUUCUUUCUCAAACCAAAUUCACCGAGCAAGAGAUUCUCAACUGGCAUCGAGGAUUCCUCGUUGAUUGCCCAACUGGCGCUCUGUCCAGAUCCGAGUUUUCGACAAUUUAUUCAAUCAUGUUUCCGAAUGGCGACAUUUCUACCUUCACGCAGGUUCUUUUCGACAGGACUGAUAUCAACAACGAUGGGCAUAUUUGCUUCGUCGAGUUCAUCAGCACAAUGUCAGUCAUGGCAAGAGGAAGCCUUCACGAGCGACUGACCUGGCUUUGCGAGAUUUUCGACCAGAACGGGGAUGGGAUUCUCGACAAGAGCGAGCUCAUCGACCUCAUCAAGGCGAUGGUGGCACUGACCGGCGGAAAAGUAUGCCAGGAAGCAGCAAACGACAAAGCAAACGAGAUCUGGAAGAGCCUCAAAAAGGAAUCUGAAAUCGGAAUUCCCAUGGAAGACUUUGUCAAAGCGACAAAAGCGCGCACCCUCCUAAAAUCUCAGCCAUAA